AGUCCAAUUAUUGUGUAUAGGCAGCAUCUCUCUAGUUCAGAAAAGUCUUCUCAUAAUUUUGUUUCAGCAACAUGAAUACUAAGCAGUCAUCAAAAUGGAUAUAUGACAGUCCGGUGAAUUCUGAUGUGGAGGCGAAGCUGAGGCGUUUCUUGGUUGAAAAUGCUGAUAAAAUACUUGGAAUCCAGGUUUGCGCUUACAAAGACGGUAAAGUGAUUAUUGACACAGCAGUUGGAGUGUUAGGAAUAGAUGAUCCUCGUCCGGUUCAGCCUGAUACCUUAUUUCCUGUUUUUUCUACAACUAAGGGCGUCACAGCAGGCAUGGUACAUUGGUUGGCAGAUAAAGGGAAACUCAAGCUUGACGACACGGUAGCAAAUAUUUGGUCGGAGUUUGGUACUAAUGGAAAAGACCAAAUAAAGGUUAAUCAUAUACUCAAUCAUACAGCUGGUCUGCACAAUGCGCUCGCUGGCAUUUCUGAAGAAGAUGAUCUAACUUUAUUUUGUGAUUUUGCUGAGUGCAUAAAACGCAUUACUGCAGUCGCACCUGAGACUGAACCUGGUUGUGUAGAGUUGUAUCAUUAUCUAUCAUAUGGCUGGCUAUGUGGUGGAAUCAUCGAGCAUGCUUCAGGGGAGAAGUUUGGGGACAUUCUCGAGAAAGCUUUUGUUCGUCCACUAAAUGUUGAAGGCGAGUUUUAUAUAGGGAUUCCUCUCGGUGUGGAAUCCCGUCUAGCAACUCUAACAAUAGAUGCAGCUGAACUAAGUUUAAUGGCUAAACAAUUUUCACCCACCUCCUCCCCUGGCUUUCUGCCAUCCACAUUCUCUAUCAACACAGUUUCCACCCUCAUAACCAUAUCCAACACCCUCAAUGUCCGCCGUGCCAUAUUACCUGCUGCCAACGGACACUUCUCAGCUCGUGCUUUGGCCCGCUACUAUGCCACUCUCGUGGAUGGUGGUGUAGUCCCACCUAUCCAUUCCUCUACCCUGCCGCCACUUGGAAGCCAUCCUCACAACCCCACUUCCCCUUCCAAAAGAACUAAUGAAGUCCACACUAAAAUCUUUAAUAACACUAAAGAGAAAGUUCACGAUGCUUUUUUGGGACAUGGAGAUUACAGCGAUUUAGUCUCACCAAAUUGGAUGUUUGGGCUCGGGUUCACCAGGGUCAAAAAACCCGAUGGUUCUAUAAUUGGGUUCGGUCAUGGUGGUUUAGGUGGAUCAACAGGAUACUGUGACAUAAACAACAAGUUUGCGAUAUCUGUCACCCUAAACAAAUUAUCUAUGGGUUCUUUGACCGGGGAGAUCAUCCAUUUUAUUUGUUCAGAACUUGAUCUUCCUGUACCACAAGGCUAUAAAGGGUCAAGUGGGAAACUUGAGAAACCAGUGAUCAAUUAGAGAGGGUUUGAAGCAUAAGUUUGAGUUGAAACUUUAUAUUCAACCGACUAUUAUUAAUCUGCUGCAUUUUAAAUAAUAUCAUUGUGUUACAUAAGCUAUAAUUAUUGUUUUGUAACAUCCAAUGCUAUUUGGACUUUAAUCUUGUCAUAUCAGCUUUUCAUAA
Erigeron canadensis is the source of this 1548-nucleotide messenger RNA. RefSeq lists its product as uncharacterized. Bases 72 to 1385 code for a protein of 437 amino acids. The record is from RefSeq and is a predicted model, not a curated record. The transcript has 6 exons. Lineage: Eukaryota; Viridiplantae; Streptophyta; Magnoliopsida; Asterales; Asteraceae.